Messenger RNA from Brassica rapa (field mustard), 1874 nucleotides. Its product is annotated as serine/threonine-protein phosphatase 7. The record is from RefSeq and is a predicted model, not a curated record. Lineage: Eukaryota; Viridiplantae; Streptophyta; Magnoliopsida; Brassicales; Brassicaceae.
AUCUAUCCAGGUCCAAGAUCGGAGGUCGGAAUUGUCUUUAACACCGUGAGUUUCUCAGUUUCUCCUUUUGUGUGUUUAGAUUUCGAUUUAGGUUAUUCAACUACUUAGCAUGACUAGAUUUUGAGCUUGCUGCUGCUACUCCGGUGAAUCUAAAGAUGUUAUUUUUUUUUUUUUUUAUGUUCUUAUGGAUGGAACAAUGAAUGAUUGUUAUAUAAUCAAGAUCUUCUUUUUUCCGAAGCCCUGUUGUGCCUAAGAGAACAAGGGGAAAGAAGAACCGUCGGGGGCUUCUUCUAGAACCUGAAGAACCGAGCUCGUUGAAACUUGGUACUUUGGAAGAGUUGAUGCAAGCUAGAACAUCAGUUCUUGAUCCUCCUUGGGAAGGUUCCAACUUGAUUCCAGGAGAUAUUUUAUGGUCUGAUCCUUCAUUGACUCCAGGCCUUUCUCCAAAUGAACAGAGAGGCAUUGGUCUUCUUUGGGGUCCUGACUAUACAGAAGAGUUUUUGAAAAAGUACCAACUAAAGGUAACAACCCCAAUUUAUAACUUGCUUGCUUUCAAAAUCUUUAUUGUUGUGAUACAGGCAACGAGAGAGAGGUACAGAAACAAAGGAGCAUAUAUCAUAUUACAAGCUCCUGAUUUCUCUGGUCCUCAGUUUAGAAGUUUUGAAGCAGUUACUCCACGACCAAAGGCGAAUCCGUAUUAUGACUUUGAAAAUGUGAUUGAUUCUGAUGAUGAGAUGGAUAAGUCUGCAAUGGACAGCAACGAGGAACAAGCAGCAAGUCACUGAUUGAUUGUGUAAAAAAACUGAAAUGAAAGAGAAUCUUGAAAGUGAAGAUUUUUUACAGUUUUUUCUAUAUUUUGAUAAUCAUUUUACACAAAGAAAAAUGGAACCAAAUGUACAUCAGUUGUUUUUAUUAAAGUUGAGACUCGCUGUAACAUUAAACAUACUUUAUGGAUUGAAUGUUUUAGGGAAGUAUAGAACUGAUGCUGGUUAAUAUACUAAAGCUAAACCAGCAUCUCAGUCUCAUUUUAGUUCUUGAGUUUCUUAUAUUUUCUUUAACAUAAACCGAACUAAACCGGAAACCGGAUCUACGUAAAUGUAGGAAACCUAAUCUCCACACUAAUUACGGCGACAAUCCACACAUAGUGAGUAGCUGAUAAAGUUGGUAAAGGAUAUGCCUCACAGAACACGGCCAUUGAUGGGGCUGUUGCUUUUCACAGGAAUAAACGCGGUUCUGGUGCAGACCAUUACUCCAGUUUAUGACUUUGUCUGCUUCUUGCCUUACUGGGAGAAACGGAGAGAACGAAUCCGGCAGGGGCUUCAAGCAGCUUCAUUAUCAGUUGCCACAAACUCAACACAUAAAGCUACUACUCAAGCAUCUGCUAGAUGAUUCUCUCCAUGUCAUUCAUUUUCUAAAAUCACGAGACAUCCAAAGUACUAACGCUUAAAGAUGAUAAACUAUCCUCUCAACAGAUAGUUUCAUCACUCAUCCAAAUAUUCACAUGAUCUUCCCCAUACCUCAAUUCCAAAAAGGUUAGAACAUUUUGCUUGCAACCCUUGAAUGUUAGUUAAACUCGAUCGACACACUUUUGUCUUUCGAUAAGAUGUUUUGAAGAACCUGAAUCGGUCUGUUAUAUUUGCCAAAAUAAUGUCCAAGACGAAAGUGGUUUUAAAGUUUUGAGACAUAAAUAUACAAAGACUCGUUCCCCCCAUGUGGGUGUUGGUUUUGAGUCUUUUGACUGUACUUUGUUCAUCGACAAACUUCGACAUGUACUCACCUCAAUGUUUUUAAUGCUUUCAUGUGCAUAAAGUUAGUGUCACAACAAUAAUAGUUAAAACUUCAUCUCAAGCCUAAAUUAUUGUAAAUAUUAGAAA